Perkinsus marinus ATCC 50983 is the source of this 1476-nucleotide messenger RNA. RefSeq lists its product as hypothetical. Gene Ontology annotation, cellular component: nucleus; cytoplasm. Gene Ontology annotation, biological process: snRNA import into nucleus. Bases 1 to 1476 code for a protein of 491 amino acids. The transcript is spliced from 10 exons. The record is from RefSeq and is a predicted model, not a curated record. Lineage: Eukaryota; Perkinsozoa; Perkinsida; Perkinsidae.
AUGUCGGGAGAGUGGUACGAUGAGUAUGCGUGCCGUUGGGGGAACGAUACUAUUAUGUCACCGCAAUCUGAAGAUGGAGAUCUGAUCGUCACCCACAGAGUAUUCAAACCUAGAGGAGCGACGCAGCUGGAGAGGCGACGGAAAGCCCUGCAGGCACAGAGGGCUAAGUUGAGGGAGGAGCGGUUGGAAGAACUCCGACAGAUAGCACAAGUAACGGAGGCUGAUGACAAUGAGAGAAUCGAAAUCGACUUGCCGCUGGCGGAGGAGGAGGUGGCUGAUGAUGUGGAGGGGGAAGAUGAGGAAAUGGGAAAGGAAAAGGCGGCGAAAAAAAGAGGCAAACAGCGACGGAAAGUGAAGAGGUUUCGCUUCUGGGCUAAUCAGCUGAUGUAUCCAGACUGGCUGGUUGAGGUUCCUGAAGACCUGAGCACAUUGUGGUUGGUGAAGAUCAGACCGGAGGGGAAGCAUUGUCUAUUGAUUAUACAUGCAGGGACGGCAACUCUCCGUAGCAAAAACGGCCGCUACUAUUGGAGCUAUUAUGUUGGGCCGGAGUUCGCUGGUAUGGGCCUCACGGUCUUGGAUGUGGUUUAUCCCGACACGACGCCGGGCUUCCGCAGGGCUAUAUUUGUGAUGGACGUGAUUAUUUGGAAUCACAGUGAACUUACUUCCGCGGACGCGGAGUGCCGACAUUACUGGCUAAAGUCAAGGCUAGAAGAUAUGAACACGCGGCGGGAAGAUCUUUUCGGGGGAGACUCCUCUAUGAUGGGCAUUGAUGCUAGUGGUGACGAUGAUGACACAAUGCUGCCGGACCUCGUAUACGUCCCGGCGUUUGAUGCGACGCCUGAGGUUAUCGCCUCCCUCUAUAAUGGAGACCAUGAUGGUAUUGACUAUCAACCGGAUAGUCUAAUCUUCAUGCACAAGCAAGGCUUGUACUGGCAAGGCCUCACACCUCUGGUGUUGUGUUAUAGGGACGAGCACCUGUCGCGUUUCUAUAUCGAUACUGCGGACGAGGGAGGGUAUUCGUCCAAGAGCGGCGGCACGGCUAUGCCGGUGGUCUUGCAAGUAUGGAGGCCUUCGAGUGCAGUAGUUGCUGAAUGCGACGCGGGAGCUGGCACGAGCAAAGGGGAAGAUGCCGAGAAGCAAAAGAGUCCUUUAUACCUUCGUACGUGGGACAAAAUUGUUGUAGCGGAGGUUCCUGAUGGUCUUCGUAGUGGCGUUAAGCCAAGGCAGCUGGUCCGGGUCCAAGUAGCGGUCGAACACGACGGUGCACCAGUGUGCAUGGAGAGAGGCAAUAUUGAAGGAAUUGAUGCUGCGGAGUUGAGGGGAAUACAGUGGGAUACGUUGAAGUCUGUUCCAAGUUCUCGCCUUUUCCCGGACUCCUGGUCCAGAAUACUCAAUCAAGAGCAUCUGCGACGGUGUGGGAAGAAUAUAGCGACUAUUGAGGAUAUCACUGCAGAGAGCUCCAAUAUGGAGUCCUGA